Messenger RNA from Cimex lectularius (bed bug), 2861 nucleotides. Its product is annotated as homeobox protein SIX6-like. The record is from RefSeq and is a predicted model, not a curated record. The transcript is spliced from 4 exons. NCBI's taxonomy places the organism in Eukaryota, Metazoa, Arthropoda, Insecta, Hemiptera, Cimicidae. Gene Ontology annotation, cellular component: transcription regulator complex; nucleus. Gene Ontology annotation, biological process: regulation of transcription by RNA polymerase II. Bases 36 to 881 code for a protein of 281 amino acids. Gene Ontology annotation, molecular function: DNA-binding transcription factor activity, RNA polymerase II-specific; RNA polymerase II cis-regulatory region sequence-specific DNA binding.
CCCGCCCUGAACCUGUUCGGUCUUCAGUCACAGCGAUGGAGUCGACCGAAACGGAUUAUCAGGCGGCUGCAAGGUACAAAUCCGAAUACGGAAAACGAGGCGUUUCGUUCACCCCCGAACAGGUCUCGACAGUGUGCGAUGCCCUUCAUCAAUCCGGCGAUUGUGAAAAACUGGCCAGGUUCCUCUGGUCUCUUCCGCCCAACGAACUCCUCCGUGGGCACGAAGCGGUACUCAGGGCGAGAGCUCUGGUCGCCUACCACCGGGGGGCUUUUCACGAGCUUUACGCCAUCCUGGAAAGCCAUGGAUUCGAUGCGAGGUAUCACACGGAGCUUCAGCAGAUGUGGUACCGAGCGCACUACAGGGAAGCGGAAAAGAUUCGUGGCCGGCCGUUGGGGGCGGUGGACAAAUACAGGCUGAGGAAAAAAUACCCGUUGCCAAAGACGAUCUGGGACGGGGAAGAGACGGUAUACUGCUUCAAGGAAAAAUCGAGAACCGCUCUUAAAGAAUGCUACGAGAGGAAUAGAUAUCCGACGCCAGACGAGAAGAGGGCCCUAGCAAAAAGAACAGGACUUACUCUAACGCAAGUUAGCAAUUGGUUCAAAAACAGAAGACAAAGGGAUAGGACACCUCAGCACAGAAGAUAUGAUGAAAUGGUGUACAGUCCUGGGACACCAGACAUGCAUCGGAAUCAAAGCGACAUGCUGAUGUCGAGUGAUGUAAGCAGUCUCUUGAGCUCGUCGUCCAGCCUCGACAUGCCGGAUUUGAAGCAAUUUUCCUACCAGAGUCUCAAGAGGACGGACGGCCUCAAGAGUGAUGUCGGCAUGAUGCCAUACCACCAGGCGUACCAGAACUACGAGCAGUUGUUACAUCAAGCUCACUAGUCAAGGCUUUUUAAACGAGCUCAAAAAGCGAAAUAGGCUGUGGUAAUACCUUUCAUUUUAAGUCUGAAAAACUUCCGCUCGGUCUCACACACGGCGAGUCUGCUAGUGAAAAUGUAUUCGGCCGAGAGAUCCUUCGCUUAGAUUCCUAACUUCAACAACCAAAGAGACAUUCGUCUGAGCUAGGGCCAAAUUAGUGCACUUCUCGCGUGCAUAAGAUUAGAUGUUUAAGUAUUAAUUUUUUCAAUGUUAUUGAUGUUAUAGAGUCUCAAAAUGUUCCACCAGUUAAAUGUAUGAAUUUAAUUACGAUUUGAUUUUUAAGCUGAUAUUUCGAAUGAACCGAAUGGAUUUCAAAGAUAAAAGUACAAAGAUAAAAUCUGUGAAUGGAAGAUGAAAAAGAAGAUGAAAGACGAUAAAAACAUCAAGUUCUAUCGAAAUCGAGAUGACAAUUAAGAAAUAAGUACCGGUAGUCUUUGAAAUGUAAUGGAGGGAUGAAACGGGUGAGAUCGGAUGGUGAGCUAAUUCUGCUCAACACUAACUUUUCUCAGCCCGUAUCUAGUCUCUCAUGUUACUAGCAGAUCGACACAUUUAUUUUUGUCAUUGGUCAGACUAUUAAAUGCACUAUUUACGUUACAAGCACGUUAAAAAACUUUAAAUUCACGUCGAGUUGUAAUAAUGUAAUAAUAAAUAAUGCAUUAUAUAAAAGUAAACUUACUAUGAAAUUUUUAUAUAAUGAACAGAUUUUUAAUUUAGAAUAGAACGUAAAUAUUAUUUUUAGAGUACAAAAACAUUAUACACCGGAUAAAAAACAAAUGCGCAAAAUAAUUUUGCUAGUUUGUUACCAUCAAAUGUUUAUUUAAUUUUAAUCAAAUUUAUUUUUAAUAGGUUCAACGCGAUAGUUUGAUUAAAUGUCACAUUCAGUUUUUUUUAGAAUCAAUUUAACAGUAUGCAUUCUACAUCAAAUAAGAUAGGUACGUUGAAAGGUCAUUUUUCUCUCUCAAGUUCAUAAAUUUUGUUUUCCCACAAUUUGCCAAAUUAUUUCAACAGAUGACUUCGUGCAGUUGUCAAAUUCUCUGUACGAAAACGUCCGUCAAUGAUAACAUCUUGGAAUCAGCCAAUGUCGAAGAAUUUAUCGCUGCUCGUAAAGAUUCCAGGUGUAGGCAUCCCGAGAUCCUCGGACUCAAUCAGACCCAUAAAGUUUAACGUCACUUUCAUCCUCUUUUUUCUCGACCUUAUUCGGAUAAAUGUCUAAUCCAAUUAAGAGAUAUCAGCUUAAUUUUAUUAUGAUUAUUUUUACGUGCGCAUUGUGAUUUUAGGCGUACUAUAAGUUAAGGAGGCCAUUAAGAAAAAUGAAUCCAAGCAAUAUUCUUCUUGUAAACGAUGAAUUUUUACACACUUCUUUUGUCAAUUGACAUCGUGUAGUGAUAUUGUUUGUGUUCAAAGUGCAAUUUACCUGCUUACUAAUUUCCUGAUUUAAUUGAUAAUAUUUUAUUUGCCUUUUAAGCUCAAACCUUGAUCAAAGGCUGUAUUUAAAACAUUUCUUAUAUUGUAUAUAAUAUUGUUGAUAGCAUUAUAAAAAAAAUCUAAUUGAAAUUUUCAAAAAUGUACAUAACCAAUCAUUUGUAAAUAGAAAUUUAAAAGUAAAUACAAAAGUUACCAUAUUAUGUUCAUCUACGGACAUGCUUGCCCUAUUGAUGUAUUGAUUUUAAUAGUCCAACUGUUUUCUUUUUCCUACACUAAUUAUAUUUAUAAAAUAUUGUAGAUCCCCCAAGAAUACUAUCGCGAUUACUGAUUUUAAACAUUAACUAAAAAGAUGUAUGACUAUUUUCUAAAGGCAAUAUUUGCUUUUUACAAUAUGUAGAUUGUUUUAUAGAAAUACACACUAUGAAAAUGUUGUUUUUUGGAAUUACUUUCAAUCAACCCUAGGUACUUUUUCAAUUACUUUUAUGGAGUUUUUAAUUACUUGUGAUUUUCACAAAGUAU